Molecule: messenger RNA, 3891 nt
Organism: Aspergillus glaucus CBS 516.65
Lineage: Eukaryota; Fungi; Ascomycota; Eurotiomycetes; Eurotiales; Aspergillaceae
Product: magnesium transporter CorA family protein
Exons: 7
Coding region: 1-3891 (1296 amino acids)
Biological process (GO): calcium ion import across plasma membrane; intracellular magnesium ion homeostasis; magnesium ion transmembrane transport
Cellular component (GO): plasma membrane
Molecular function (GO): magnesium ion transmembrane transporter activity; calcium channel activity
Source: RefSeq, a predicted model, not a curated record
AUGACCGAGUCACCCAGAUCCGAAAAGGACUUGUGCCUUACAAGGUUCAGCACACCGGUCCCCGAAUUGGACGAUCAUCGGUUCCAGUUGGAUGCUGCGCCGCACGCCGAACCCGGCCUGGACCAUGCGUUGAGCAGACAAAAUACCGCCCAGGGAGUUGGCCCCGAGGCAACUCCCCAGCGUCCGGAUCUACUGCAUGUUCAAGACGCGUUCCGCGAGCGAGGAUCUAUUUCUCGGGAUUUCGAGCAAGCAAUCGUGGACGACGACCGGUCAAUCAAAGAUGGUCUUGGGCGGCGCUUUUCCGUCGACCCAGCAGGGAAUCUCCGUCCAGGACGUGCUUGGAGCCGCACACAACAGGACAUUGCGAACAUGUCGCGAGAAUCAUCCGUUUCGGCACGGUCAACUUCUCCUCCCAACUCCGUUGAAGCGUUCGCCGACCCGCGACGCCGCGAGCGUGCGAACACCCUAGAGAGCCAUGUGGCUCCGGACUUGGAAGCUAUACUCCAGCGCACCGUGUCUGGCGGCACUCACCCCCGUCGUCCGACGUUCAGCAAUGCGAGUGCUGUCCGACCUCAACCAGGCGAUAUCCAGCUGGAUCCCACAGAGGACACGUGCGUUCCCGUUCCGACCUAUGAACAGCCCGGGCGGAUUCCUGUCAUUGAUUACGAGGAAUUGGAGGAAUUCGUGGCUUUGAACAAGAAGACCAAGCCUGCGCAAACCAGGCGCAAGCACAGCCUGAGUUCCCAGAGCAAGAAGCCCCGUGUCUUUCACGACCUGCGCCCCGGCGCCAAACAGGAUGAGAGCAAGCCCUCCUUGAGCAUUGGCCGUUCCUCGUUCGAACUCGAUGCCAAGGAUGCUGAGAAGGUUACUGGAAAGCCCGUGAACGAGAAUGAAUUGGUUGAGAAGCUUCAAAACGAAAACGAGCCCAGUCGUUUCGGCUUUUUCUCGUCUGAGUCCCAGAGUACGGUCCACGCCGCGGAACUGGGGGACCUCGUUCUUCCGGGAGACACUUUCCGGGAUCUCUUCCAACUAGGCCCCGAGGGUGGUGUGUGGUGGCUAGAUGUUGUCAAUCCUACCGAAUCUGAAGUCCACGCUCUCUCCCGUGCAUUCUCGAUCCAUCCGCUGACAACAGAGGACAUCUUGACCCAGGAAGCCCGCGAGAAGGUUGAGCUUUUUAAGCAGUACUAUUUCGUGUGUUUCCGGACAUUUUAUCAGAUGGACAAAACGGACGACCAAUUCAUGGAGCCCGUCAACUUCUACAUGGUGGUGUUCCGUGACGGCGUCAUCUCCUUCUCUUUCACCGAAAACCCUCACUCUGCUAAUGUCCGAAAGCGUAUCGGGAGGCUUCGUGACUACGUGUCCCUCAGUAGCGACUGGAUUUGCUAUGCCAUGAUUGACGACAUUGUGGAUAGCUUUGGCCCUGUGAUUCGGGAGAUUGAAGUCGAGUCCGAGGCAAUUGAAGAUCUCGUGUUCAUUGCGCGGGUCGAUGAUUUCGAGUCCUUCUUGCCUCGCAUCGGUGGACUGCGGAAGAAGGUUAUGAGCUUGAUGCGCCUCCUGGGAGGUAAGGCCGAUGUCAUUCGAGGAUUUUCUAAGCGCUGCAAUGAGCAGUAUUCGGUAACUCCGCGUGGAGACAUUGGCCUGUACCUGGGUGACAUUCAGGACCACGUCGUGACCAUGAUGUCCAAUUUGGCCCAUUUCGAAAAGAUGCUCAGCCGUUCGCACACCAACUACCUCGCGCAACUCAACGUCACCAACCUGGUUUUGGGCAACCAUGUCAACAAAGUCCUCAGCAAGGUAACCCUCAUCGCGACCAUGCUUGUCCCGAUGAACCUGAUUUGCGGUCUGUUUGGUAUGAACGUUGAGGUGCCAGGGCAGCAUGCUGAAGGACUUGGAUGGUUCUUUGGCAUUGUGGGAGUCAUUGCAAGUGUGAUCAUCCUCAGCGGUCUUGCUGCUCGCUGGUAUAGGCUUGGCGACGUGUGGUUGGGCCACGAUCCACCUGUGGCGCAGGUAUCAUCAACUAAAGCAGGCAACGCCAAUCGAUGCCGCUUUGCUGCAACUGUCAGCGCAACCUUCCUCGCCGCGUUCGCCCUCGCCGUCAGUGUUUCCGCCCCUCACGCCCAUGCCAGCGACUUGGUGGUUCCUGAAAGCCAGAAUAAGACCUUGAUAUUCAGUGAUAAUAGCGCACAUAUUCAGCUCGCGCUUGGGUCGCACAAUGGUCUGGAGAUCCGCGGGGAUGAGGAUACAGAGGCGUUGGGGUUAGAUGUUGUUCGGAGAGCGCCUGCGGGGGAUUCGGAUUCUCUCGCGAAUAAUGAGUUCAAGUCGAAUGAUAUCAAAAUGGGGACAACGCAGUGGUAUUACUUUGAGGCGGAGAAAUACCGCGGCAAAUCGAAUGGCACUACGACUUUGUCUAGUCUACCGGCGAAUGUUACGGGGAGUGACAAUCAGAUUAAGCAAGAACCUAUCAGCGAAGGAGGCGAUAAUGCGGUUUAUAUCUCCUUGACUACCUGUCAAAAACCGGAUCUCAAUACGACAAUUACAGGUGAAACCCCCGAACUGCCACAGUUGAGCAUCCAUGUUUCUCGCUCGACAGAGAAGCCAGCACCCGGUAACGACGAUGACCAUAAAACAUCCGUGGAUGGCUACUUGAACAUGACAUGGAAGAACGACGAGACCGUUUAUAUUGGGGUAUCCGCACCGGAUUCGAAGGAUUAUUCAGGGUCUUACUCGUAUCAAAUCGCGGCGUCUACGGAUACAUUCUUCCAUCGCGUUAGCCUUGAGCCGAACCUGCUCUUUGUCGAUACAGAUGUGAACUCGGCGCUUUUUACAACAGGCAACCUGUCACUCUCCAACAGAACUCAAGAGAAUUACGAUGAGUGGAUGAACCUGAAGAAACCUCCGUAUACGAUAUUUGUCAACAACCGUAAUGAUACAGCCAUAACGGGCCUGGAGCAAUCUUAUUGCGCCCUUCAGAAGAACGCACAGAUUAAGGGAAAUAAUGUUGAAACGAACAUGACGGAUAUAGGCCCCGGGAACCAUCCCAAGGAGCUGCUCUACGCCAAGGGUCUAAACCAGAGUUCUACCUAUUUGGCAAUUCUAGCAAUGGAUGGAAACUCGACUGAUUCUGGUAAUAGAAUUCUGGGGGGUGGUGGGAAGGUUUGGCAACCGAGACAGUUUACAACCAAAGCUGAUGGUAAUUGCGCUAUCAUAUUCGGUCUGUCCUUUUGUUCCGAAGUCGCAUACGCCGUGCCGUCCAAUCCGUCCAUGAAGAAAGCAGAUCUACAGAAAACAUACGACGAUUACGCCUCUUCGAUGUGGAAAAACUUCACUUACUCGCUGCAGCAGGUCCAAUGCAAUGCAUCCCGUUACAAUAGGUACUCACUGGCCGUGGAUUGCGACGACUGCUCUCAAGCGUACAAGGACUGGCUAUGCUCAGUAACCAUCCCCCGCUGCGAGGACUAUUCUAGCGGCGACGAUUUCCUGCGAGUUCGGAACGCCGGGCAAGACUUCAUCAACGGCACUUCACUCGACCCGGAACAUGCAGACCGCAAGACCUAUAUAUCGAAUCAAUCACGUAACUUGAUUAUCGAUAAGCAAAUCAAACCGGGGCCAUACAAGGAAAUCCUCCCGUGCCAGGAUGUUUGCCAUAAUUUGGUGAGGAGUUGCCCAGCGUCUCUCAAGUUCAGUUGCCCGCAGGGUCAGCAACUCGACGCUUCCUACGGCCGACGGAGUAACAAUACUGUGGCGUGCAAUUACAUGGGAGCUGCAUAUUACAUGAGUAGUGCGACGACCUUGUUUUAUGCAGUCAGCAAUGCACGAUACUUGCCAGAUCACACUGGACCCAUGUCUCCUUUGCAUAUUAUUUGUUGUCUUUGUCCGGACUGCGCUCCAUAA